Messenger RNA from Mercurialis annua (annual mercury), 869 nucleotides. Its product is annotated as non-specific lipid transfer protein GPI-anchored 4-like. The transcript has 3 exons. Gene Ontology annotation, molecular function: lipid binding. NCBI's taxonomy places the organism in Eukaryota, Viridiplantae, Streptophyta, Magnoliopsida, Malpighiales, Euphorbiaceae. The record is from RefSeq and is a predicted model, not a curated record. The coding region runs from base 113 to 754 and encodes 213 amino acids. Gene Ontology annotation, biological process: lipid transport.
UCUAAAACAUUGUUAUCAUAAAUACUUCAACAUUUCACAUCUCUAUAAUCAUUUCAAUUCCAUUUCCAAAUCUCAAUAUAUUGCAUUAAAUUUAUUCUCUUAGCGUACAAAAAUGAGAUUAAUUAGUUUUGCUAUAUUGAUUUUGGCCACACUCACUGUGUCAGCUACAUCACGCCAUCAUCAUUCACCCGCGGUUUCACCGGCUCCGCCCCCGAGUGGCGGUGAAUCGCCAUCGUCAGUGCCGGCGCCAUCGGCUGAUUGCGAUAGCAUUGUGGUGGAUAUGUACGACUGCAUAGAUUUUGUGACAAGUGGCAGUAAUACCACGAAGCCGUCUUCGAGUUGUUGCACCGGACUCGAGAAUAUUGUGGAAGUAAGUCCCGAUUGCUUAUGUGAAGGAUAUAAUCUGGCUAAUCAAAUGGGAAUUAGUGUGAAUAUGACUCGAGCCACUGAAUUGCCUCGUGCUUGUAAAGUUAAUGUUCCUCCUUCUGCUCAAAACUGCAACGUCUCUCCCGCUCCUGGUGCAGGACCAGCUGGCCCUCCAGAUGCAGCAGCACCGGAGCUCCCACCAACCUCACCGUCCACUAAGCCACCAACAUCUCCAUCGACAGAGCCACCCUCUGAUGGUUCACCAUCCGCCCCGGCUAACGGAAACGCAGCUCCAAGCCCAUCAAAAGGAGGAGCAUAUUCAACUUCAGUCUCCCUUCUGAGUCUCAUUAGUUUAUUUGCUGUUUAUUUCUCCUUUGUGUUAGCUUAGUCAAUUAUUUUGCACCAUUAAUUAGGGCUUCCUCCUUUGGCAGUUGUUUAAUUUCAUGUUCUUUCUUAACUAAAAUUUAUUGGUUGCACCAGUGGAUUAAUUUCUUUUUCUUUAA